AUGCCACGCAUCCCCCAAACCCCGCAAACCGACGGCUCCACCACCUUCGAUCCCGACAAAUUCUUCGAGGCAUGGAGCAAAGGCGAGCUGACGCCGCCGUACGACAACAAUUUCCGGCGCUUCGUCAUCCGCUCUUUCGGCCUGCCGCUGCACGAUGAUUAUGGCUACCAGGCGACGACGGAAGUGACGCUGUUGCAGGCGCAGACGCAUGUCGAGUUUGGGGCGCAGGGGGGGUUGCAUGGGUGGUAUCGAGAUGAGGGAGGGGCGGAGAGAUCUCCCCCACCGACAGCGAGGGACAUAGCCGCGUAUACUGAUAUUCUGCGCCCUACGACCAAUACAGCUAAAGCACUCACAGGCCUGGCCGCGAACGCGAAAAGGGACUCGAUUCGCAUGGAUGUCGCAAACCACCUUCAGUCUCUAUAUUCUCCGCCUGCUCCGGAGAGAAAUCUACAAGUCAACAAGAGCAAAGCGCACGUCAACCCUUCCUUCGACGUCUGGGCGUGGUCGAAUCAGAAUCUCGAGUGGGCGGGUCCCGAACCGGGGACUGUGCGAAUUAAGCAGGCGCAUGCCAUCUUGCCGAUUCUCUACCAUCACUUUGGAUGCGUGUGUCCUUCGUAUGAGGCUUUGUGUUUGAUUUCGCUCCUCGCAAAGGGGAGGACGAUUGUAGACAUGGGGAGUGGGAAUGGGUAUUGGACGUUUAUGCUGAGACGGCUGGAGAGCGGAAAGAAAGCCUUGAAAGUGGUGGCUGUGGAUAGUGGGCUGAGUGAGUGGCGGACAAUGUGGAUUGCAGAUACGAUUGAGAGUGAUGGCGCCAAGUGGUUGGAGAAGAACAACGGGGCCAAGGAUGCGGUGUUGCUUCUCGUCUACCCAAACACGGGCCAGGAGUUUACGAGCAAGAUGAUCAAGGCGUACCGCGGCUCGACAAUCAUUGCAGCGAGCUCACAGAAUGCCUCUGGCUUCACCGCUUUCGCAAAAGAGACCAUCGCGGAAUGGAUGGCACGCGAGAUGCCAGGCUGGACCAGGGUCUUCCAAGUACCGCUGCCAAGUUUCGCGGGCAAGGAUGAGGCCUUGUUCGCUUUCGAAAGAUCCACCUAG
Messenger RNA from Neohortaea acidophila, 1095 nucleotides. RefSeq lists its product as uncharacterized. Bases 1 to 1095 code for a protein of 364 amino acids. The record is from RefSeq and is a predicted model, not a curated record. Lineage: Eukaryota; Fungi; Ascomycota; Dothideomycetes; Mycosphaerellales; Teratosphaeriaceae. The transcript has 3 exons.